AUCAACAUUUGCGACAAGCCCGAGUCCCUGUUCGCUUGGGUAAUCGAUUUUUGCGCCGGUACCUUCUAGCAGCACUUGUAAGCCAGCCUGUUUACGCGGAGACGGCUACCGCCGCGGCAGCACGAUGCCCACACCUGCAGUGAUGACACCUACUGGCGCGAGGAGCGGGUCGGUGCCAGCGCGCGACGAGGGUGCGCUCAGGCAGCAGUUGCUUGCAGCGUACCACGCGUACCACAACCGGUCCAGCGGCGCCGGCGCUUAUUGUGCGCACGCGCCGGAGCCGUAUGCAGCCAUGGCCAGCCGGGGGGAUUGGUCCACGGAACUGUGGGACGUGUGCUCACAGCCCGGCGGCAUGAAUAUGUGCUGUCUGUCGCUGUGGUGCCCAUGCAUCCAGUACGGCAUGCUAUUGGAGCAACUGCCGCCGGGCUCGGUGACGUGUGCGGGCAGCCUGGCGGGCGGCUGCGCGCUGUUCGGCGCGCUGUGGCUGUUGGGCGACAUGCUGGGGGCGGCGCUGCUGACCAAGAUAUUCGUGCUGCCGUGCAGCGCGCUGGUUCACACGCAGACGCGCGGCUACAUCCGCCGCAAGUACGGCAUCCAGUCGCAUCCGCUCCACGACUUCUUCAUCACCUGGUGCUGUGGGCCGUGCGCGCUAUGCCAGGAGGCGCGAGAGGUGGUGAUUCGGCAGGCGGCGGAGCGAGAAGAUGUAUCAAGCCGCACGCCGGUGCAGCGCAUGUCGCGCCCUGGCUCCGUGCACGGUCAGAACGGCCACGCCGCACACCCACUGCCGGCGUCAGCCGCCCCCGCCCCCGCGGCGGUUGGGCUGGGAUCGUCAUCUGCGUCAGCGGCGGCCGCAGCCGCAGCGCUGGCGGCCAUGUCACCCGGGGGAGCACCCGGCGGGACGGUCCGGGGCGGGAUGGCCUUCGCGCCCUCAAGCAACGGGGCGCUCGCGGAUGGUACAGCAGGUGCUGCGGCCGAAGGCGGGGGCGGCGGUGCCACUGCGUUCGCGGUCUACAGCAAUCCGCUGCUGUCAGACCCGCUGCUCGGCGCAGCGCCCGCGCACCUGCUCAACCAGGAGUCACAUGAGCAGCCCUUGCUCCGCACCCCCGAGCCAUCUGAAGGCACAGCAGCGGCAGCGGCGGCAGCCGCGCUGCCGGCGACAGCAGCGAAGCAGCCCUGCUCGCCGCCGGCGCAGCCCACCGCGCCCGCGGCGGACGCCCGAAGCGGCAUCCUCGUCUCGGGUGCGGCCACCAUCCUGGCAAGCGGCGUGACAAACAGCAUUUCCAAUCUCACGCCGCGCCAUAGCGGCGGGGGCGUGCGGAUGCUGCUGGCCGCGGACGCGUCAAACGCAGCGGCUGCGGGCGCCGGGACGGGUGUUGUCGUAAGGGCGUACUCGUCACCGGUGCGAAAGGCGGUGGCCAGGCAGAGCUAGAGAGCCCGGAUCUGGUGGCCAGCGGUGCGAGGGCGCAGGCGUAGGCUGCGGCAUGAUGUUGAUGCGAAAGGCUUUGGUCACGAGGGCGCGGCACGACACGAACAUAGUGGUGUUUGCCGGCCAGGGUCCAUGUCGGCUGGGUCGGCAGGUGGGCUGCAAAACCACGGCAGGCGUGCAAACCGUGCACUUGGGGAGCGGAGCCGGUCCCCAGCGGCGUGAUUGCGUCGGCGCCAGGAUGGGGAGGGGGCUAGCGGCAGCGUUGCCCUGAGCUUGGUGCUGCGUGUUUGGCGCAAGGCGCGAGUGAUUUAUGGUCAAUGUUGCUCAUGAGCCAUAAGCAAUGUGCCGCGAAGUUAACUUGACGCUGUGUGGAGCCCCCUGGUGGGCUUGAUUGUACUGUACAUCGUAUGUGUCGCCCCUAAGGAUUGGCGACGGGCACGCCAUGCGCGUGCGCCCUUUCAUGUUUCUUGGGUGGUGUGCUAGUACUGACAAGUGUACUGUUCUCUUGGUGUGCAUGGGCAAAAGCAUGGUUGAAGUGCACUGCUCCAGGUGCUAUCGUACCUGCUACCGUAUGCAGGUGAGGCAGUCUUUGCAGUGGAGCAUAGCGAUGGUUGCAAUGGCUGGGUGUCAAGGUGAACCAGUGAUUAACAUAACGUGCUGAGUCACGCGGGGAUUGCGAGAGAGCCUCGGGUGCCCCCCGUCGGCUGGUCCGAUCACGUGGGUGGGGCGGUAGAAGCCAGCAACCGAGCCCACUUCGGGGACAGGUUCGAUCUGUGGUACGAGAGCUGCCGCUCCAUGCUUGGCACGUGCUGUGCAGCUCUAGGGCUCUAGUGGUGUACUGGGUGAAGGGGAAUUGCUCGCAUGGAUUUGUAUGGGUGUUGCAGGGUAAUGCAGCAGGCUUAGGUUACAUUUCCCGACAACCUGGAAGAUCUUUUACUGAACGCGCUAGUGGGAUCUGGUCAACUUGGAGACGACUCCACGACGACGACGCCUGGUUGGCUGUGGCUGCUCAAACUGACACCCGGCUGUGUCCGAGAGAUUAGAUAGUAUAAAAUCCUCGGCCUCAGCACGAUAGACGUGGUGUGGGCUUAGUGGUCUCUGCCCACUAUUCUCGCGCUUUGUGCACAGACCUUACAGGCGCAUGUCCACGGUGGAAGUCUCAGUCAUGCAUUACCAUACGCCCAAACGGGCAGCGUGCCCUUGUGGUCGGACUGUCCCGUCUUGUCGAUUUCGCAUCCAGUCAACAGCCCUGCCAUAACCACCCCUUCCUCUGCGCCCGCAAUACAGCCUACGACAAUAAUCUCGCUUCAGUACCUGCGGCGUGCGUCUUCACCAGCAGGAAGCGGGUCGCACUGCGCAGCCGUCCCGGUGGCGGUGCCCAAGCCAACAGUUCAGUCUCAACCCUGGCCCAACAUGAAUGCCCUUCUUAGGACACGGCCAGGCACAAGCCAUCUUGCAUAGGUGCAGCAGCGUAAGCAGUAACCCGUGUUCCAGUGAGGUCAGCGCAUGGUCGGCAGACCAUGCCUUUCGCAAGUGUGCAUUGACAAGAAAGAUAUUGGCAAUGAAGCCCGAUGAAGUUUGACCCUGGCAACGAAUUUGCUACAAUUAGCAGUAUAGAUACCAUGAUCUGCCCCACAGCUUCGGUUGCGCGUCAACGCAUACUUUCACACGCGCACACACGCACGCACACACGCAUGCAAACACACACAAGCCCCUGUCACGAACC
Chlamydomonas reinhardtii is the source of this 3152-nucleotide messenger RNA. RefSeq lists its product as uncharacterized. Bases 125 to 1429 code for a protein of 434 amino acids. NCBI's taxonomy places the organism in Eukaryota, Viridiplantae, Chlorophyta, Chlorophyceae, Chlamydomonadales, Chlamydomonadaceae. The record is from RefSeq and is a predicted model, not a curated record. The transcript is spliced from 6 exons.